AUGAAUUUGCAACUGAUUUUCUGGAUUGGACUAAGCAGCUCAAUUUGCUAUGUGUUUGGCCAAACAGAUGAAAACAGAUGUUUAAAAGCAAAUGCAAAAUCUUGUGGAGAAUGUAUACAAGCAGGACCAAAUUGUGGAUGGUGUACAAAUUCAACAUUUUUACAAGAAGGAAUGCCAACCUCUGCCCGGUGCGAUGACUUAGAAGCCUUGAGAAAGAAGGGUUGCCAUCCUGAUGACAUCGAAAAUCCCCGAGGCUCCAAAGCCAUAAAGAAAAACAAAAAUGUUACAAACCGGAGUAAAGGAACAGCCGAGACGCUGCAGCCAGAAGAUAUCACGCAGAUCCAGCCACAGCAGUUAGUCUUGCAGUUGCGAUCAGGAGAACCACAGACAUUCACAUUAAAAUUCAAGCGAGCGGAAGACUAUCCGAUCGAUCUCUACUACCUGAUGGACCUCUCUUACUCCAUGAAAGAUGAUUUGGAGAAUGUGAAAAGUCUGGGGACAGAUCUCAUGAAUGAGAUGAAGAGGAUUACUUCCGACUUCAGAAUUGGGUUUGGCUCCUUUGUGGAGAAAACUGUGAUGCCUUACAUCAGUACCACACCAGCUAAACUCCGGAAUCCUUGCACAAGUGAACAGAAUUGCACCAGCCCCUUUAGCUACAAAAAUGUGCUUAAUCUAACUGACCGAGGGGAAGUUUUUAAUGAACUUGUUGGCAAACAGCGCAUAUCUGGAAACUUGGAUUCCCCUGAAGGGGGCUUUGAUGCAAUCAUGCAGGUCGCUGUGUGUGGAUCAUUGAUUGGCUGGAGGAACGUCACACGGCUGCUGGUGUUCUCCACGGAUGCCGGCUUUCACUUCGCUGGUGAUGGGAAACUUGGUGGCAUCGUUUUACCCAACGAUGGACGGUGCCACCUGGAGAACAAUGUGUACACAAUGAGCCAUUAUUACGAUUAUCCUUCUAUUGCUCACCUUGUCCAGAAACUGAGUGAAAAUAACAUUCAGACAAUUUUUGCUGUGACUGAAGAAUUUCAACCCGUUUACAAGGAAUUGAAAAAUUUGAUUCCCAAGUCAGCAGUGGGAACAUUAUCUGGGAAUUCCAGCAAUGUAAUUCAGUUGAUCAUUGAUGCAUACAAUUCCCUUUCCUCAGAAGUCAUUUUGGAAAACAGCAAAUUGCCGGACGGAGUAACGAUCAAUUAUAAAUCUUACUGCAAAAACGGGGUGAAUGGCACUGGGGAAAAUGGAAGAAAAUGCUCCAAUAUUUCCAUUGGAGAUGAGGUUCAAUUUGAAAUUAGCAUAACUUCAAAUAAAUGUCCAAAUAAGAAUUCUGAAACUAUUAAAAUCAAGCCUCUGGGCUUCACCGAAGAAGUCGAGAUUAUUCUUCAGUUCAUCUGUGAGUGUGAAUGCCAGAGUGAAGGCAUCCCCGGGAGUCCAAAGUGUCAUGAGGGAAAUGGGACUUUUGAGUGUGGAGCCUGCAGGUGCAACGAGGGCCGUGUCGGCAGACAUUGUGAAUGUAGCACAGAUGAAGUGAACAGUGAAGAUAUGGAUGCUUACUGCCGGAAAGAGAACAGCUCAGAGACCUGCAGCAACAAUGGAGAAUGUGUCUGUGGACAGUGCGUGUGUAGGAAGAGGGAUAAUACAAAUGAAAUUUAUUCUGGCAAAUUCUGCGAAUGUGAUAAUUUCAACUGUGAUAGAUCCAAUGGCUUGAUUUGCGGAGGAAAUGGUGUUUGCAAGUGCCGCGUGUGUGUGUGCAACCCCAACUACACUGGCAGUGCGUGUGACUGUUCUUUGGACACCUCUUCGUGCAUGGCCACAAAUGGACAGAUCUGUAAUGGACGAGGGAACUGUGAGUGUGGAGCCUGUAAAUGUACAGACCCCAAGUUCCAGGGGCCAACCUGUGAGAUGUGUCAGACCUGCCUGGGCGUCUGUGCCGAACACAAAGAGUGUGUCCAGUGCAGAGCCUUCAAUAAGGGAGAAAAGAAAGACACCUGUGCACAGGAGUGCUCCCAUUUCAACAUCACCAAGGUCGAGAGUCGGGACAAACUGCCGCAGCCAGGCCAGGUGGACCCGCUGUCUCACUGCAAGGAGAAGGACGUAGAUGACUGCUGGUUCUAUUUCACGUACUCCGUGAACGGGAACAACGAGGCCAUCGUUCACGUUGUGGAGACUCCAGAGUGUCCCACUGGCCCAGACAUCAUUCCCAUUGUAGCGGGCGUCGUGGCCGGCAUUGUCCUGAUUGGCCUUGCGUUGCUGCUGAUUUGGAAGCUUUUGAUGAUAAUUCACGACAGGAGGGAAUUUGCUAAAUUCGAAAAAGAGAAAAUGAAUGCCAAAUGGGACACGCAAGAAAAUCCGAUUUACAAGAGUCCUAUUAAUAAAUUCAAGAAUCCAAACUAUGGACGUAAAGCUGGUCUCUAAGCUGCCGGUGAAAAUCCUAUUUAUAAGAGUGCCGUGACAACCGUUGUCAAUCCGAAGUAUGAGGGAAAAUGAGCCCGGCUCACACAGACUUCACAACACUGAUGAAAGUAGCAAUUUCUAUAGUCACAGUAAGGUAGCAUUAGGGUAAUAUCACCGUGAGUUUACUCAUGUGCAGGUCUUGAAAUGUACAAUAUGUAUAAUUGUUUUUACUUUUUUUUGUGAAAAUAAUGUUAUGAUCAAUGCCCAGGGACUGACAGAAGACUAGACAGGAUGGCUAUCCUUGUCAGCGAAGGUCACCUUGUGCCUUUUUGACCUUUUCCUCCUGGACUAUUGAAAUCAAGCUCUCGUUGGCUGAAAUGAUAUUGUUAACAUGAUUGAAAGGGCAAGAGAUAAAGGAAUUUUCUCAUUGAGUGUUUUAUUAAUCAAGUGUUAAAUCUGAUUUUUAGCUUUACAGAUAUGUCAGGACUUAAGUUUUUCAGUUUUACAGAAUGCCAAGUAACCAUCCUGCUGGCUAGUUUAGAAUUGCUUCUAGCUUAUUAUUAUUGCUGUUUGCCUAUCACACAUGACUGAUGACAUAUCUGAAAGUUGAGUAUGCUGGGAGUUAAGAUGAAAAAUAGCUUUGGAAUAUUUGAUUUACAACGGCCCUGGGAAGAAUUCAGAGUUAGGAAGGGAAAAAAAUAGCUUUAAAACCUGUGUGCCAUUUUAAGAGUUACUUAAUCUUGGUAACUUCUUUGCCUUCUCUUUAUGAAGUCAAGCCUUGGGUAAAAGUACUGGGAAAUAUUUUGCAAAAAAACCAUCCUUGACUUAGCAUUAUUUACAGACAGGCCUUAAUUUUUGUCAUAGAGGGCCCUAAUUCUGAAUGGGAACCUUUUUUGUUAAAUUUAUUAAACCUUUUUAUUUUGUUUAAAGCGUGGUGCUUUUUAGCACCUCUUCUAAUCCUUUCAUGUAUUUGUUUGCAAUGUGGGGGUAAGACUUUUUUUUCUUUAAUCAGUACCUUUUCUUUGACACUUUAGCUGUACAUUUGCCUCCUUGAUGAGCACAUGGCAUGUACUGUAGCGUAGGCAACAGCUGUCCCUGAAGCGAGCCUUACUUUCCAUUAGUGCCAUCAGAGACCAUUGUACAUGUCCCUCUCACUGUUUGUGUUGCCCAUCUUAUUUCAUAGCAGCCACAACCUUGUUUUAAGUGCCUUUUAAUUUUACAGUUCACUUUUUACAAUGCUAUUUACUGAAGUUAUUUAUUAAAAAUGCUUAAAAUACUGGAA
This is a messenger RNA of Echinops telfairi (small Madagascar hedgehog), 3667 nucleotides long. RefSeq names its product integrin subunit beta 1 (gene ITGB1). Gene Ontology annotation, cellular component: cell surface; integrin complex; focal adhesion. The record is from RefSeq and is a predicted model, not a curated record. Gene Ontology annotation, molecular function: collagen binding involved in cell-matrix adhesion; fibronectin binding; integrin binding. The transcript has 16 exons. NCBI's taxonomy places the organism in Eukaryota, Metazoa, Chordata, Mammalia, Afrosoricida, Tenrecidae. The coding region runs from base 1 to 2406 and encodes 801 amino acids. Gene Ontology annotation, biological process: cell-matrix adhesion; integrin-mediated signaling pathway; cell migration.